Messenger RNA from Lucilia cuprina (Australian sheep blowfly), 909 nucleotides. RefSeq lists its product as uncharacterized. NCBI's taxonomy places the organism in Eukaryota, Metazoa, Arthropoda, Insecta, Diptera, Calliphoridae. Bases 83 to 655 code for a protein of 190 amino acids. The transcript is spliced from 6 exons. The record is from RefSeq and is a predicted model, not a curated record.
ACAAAUGAGAAAAAAUUAAACAAGUGAGAAAUAAAUUAAAAGCCGUUCAAAACUAAAAACAAAUACAUUCUACCUUUUAAAAAUGUCAAGCAAAAAUCAAAAACGUAUAGAUUUAUCACUUCAAAUUAUGCCUAGACUUGAAGACAUCGAGAACAAAAUUACUAAUAUUAAAGAAAAAAUUAUCAAUGUACAAUCUGCAACUGAAGUUGGUACAAAAGCGGUUUUAAAUGCUCUUUUGGAACAAAACAAAAUAAUAUGUAAUACCAUCCUCGAACAGAAUAAAAUUAUUUGCAUCACAGUGGCGGAAAACAAUGUUGGAAUUCAAACCAUAUUAGAAUCAUUUUGGAAAAAGCCAAAAUUUAUUGACAUAUUUCCAAUAUCAUCAAAUGAGGACUUAAUUUUUUGGGAGGAUAGUAUUAAUAAGGACAACAGGGACGACAUGUUUAAAACACUAAAAGCUGUAUUGGGUGAUAAAGGAAUAGUAAAGGGAUUAACUUCUAUUAUAAAGGAAGACGUACUGUUGGCGUAUAAUAUGAACGGAAUUCAUCAAAAAAACCGCUUCAAAAAUUUUUCUAAAAUUCUUGAUUUGCUUUUAACAUUCACGUGUCCUUGUCUGAUAAAAACAACAGUCCAAAAUCAUUUGACGAAGUUAUGAAAAUCGCUUUUAAAAACUUAAAAAAUCGUCAUUUCAAAAACGUUAGUGUAAACAAAAAACGAAAGAUUGAUUUGGAAAUUGAGGAAGUAUUUAAUAUAUUAUAAUUACUUUUUAUAUUAUUUACAUUAUUUAAAUAAUAUUGGUUUAUAAUGUACUUUGUGUACAUUCAUAUAGAUGUUUAUUUACUUUUUAUAUACUGUUUAUUAUUAGAUUUUAUAUUAUAAUUAUUUUAUGAAUUUGUAAUAUAUAUGUAC